GCGCUGCUGGGCGGGGCGGAGAGUGAAUGGCCGCCGGCGGCGGAAUGCACAUUUCCAACUCAUUUCUCCACCCUUACCGGGUCGUCUUGGCUGCUGUUCACGUAUGGUGCGUCCUGUUCUUCCUGGCGCUGUAUCAACAUUAUUUGAUGGCAUCUUUUUACCUCACCGUCAUCGCUGUCGCUCUCCUGUGCUACACCGUCAAAAAGGCGGCCAUUCCCCAGAUCGACGACGAUACCGCCAAUCAAGUCAUUUUCGGAGGUAACAUCUCAAAUAUACCAAUCUUCGCGCAUCGCGGCGGUGCCCACGACGCGCCGGAAAACACACUGGCAGCUUUUCGGGAAGCCAAGCGUAAUAAUGCCACCGGAAUCGAAUUCGACCUAUCUUUUACGCACGACAGCAUAGCUGUAUUGUUCCAUGACGACACGCUGGAUCGUACGACGAACGGGACAGGAUAUCUGGCAAAACAACUUUUCAACGUCGUCCGUCAACUCGAUGCAUCCUCGUAUCACCCGUACGGAGAUCAAUUUAGAGGAGAAAAAAUUCCGACCGUGGAAGAAGGCGUGGAAGAAUGUUUGAAAUUAGGGAUGAGAAUCAUCUUCGACGUGAAGGAGUUCGAUUAUAGAGCGGUGACCGUCAUCGACGACCUGUAUCGAAAACAUCCCGACUUGUACAAGACCGCGUUGGUCGCCUCCUUUUUUCCCCAGUUCAUCUACACUUUGCGUCUGAGGAAUCCGAACAUUGUGACGGCGCUGACUUGGCGACCUGGGUUUGUGACGUACGAAGACAUAGAAAUGAGGAAACCCCGUUUUAAUUCCCUGUGGAAACAUUUGGGGGCGCUUGCGCUCGACUGGUUUCUCGAUUGGUCCCUGCACAAUUGGAUGUGGUAUGUGAUGGGAAAUUCCGGUGUGCUCAUCUGCAAGAACGUGUUGUCUGCGGAAUACGUCAACAUGUGGAAGGAACGGGGAAUUCACGUGAUCGCUUGGACUCCUAAUCAUCCGACAGAGAAAGAUUUUCUUCUCAAGGUUCUCAGAGUACCCAUCAUCACGGAUUCUCUGCGGUGAAGGUCUGCAAGCGUCGUCUGCGGAUCUGUGAUCACUGAUGCGCAUGUUUAUAUUUUUUCGCCACAAAAUUUUUGUCGUAUUUUAUUUUAGUUUUGUGGUGCUGCAACUGUGGAAACGUUUUGUGGGCAAAACAUAGUUUUGUUGGUUAUGACCAGGAUUUUUGCUUCACAAAUAGAAGCUAUCAAAUUGUAAUUAUGGCAUAUCAGAGGACAAAUUAAUUUUGAAUAUUUGCACAUUACAAAUUGCUCAUAAUGUUUUCAGAAAAAAAAGGUUCUCGCAAGAGUUAUAAUGAAGCGAAAGCAUACAUCAAAUUUCUGUUGUUUUUAACACUUUCAUAAAAACAAGUUCUAAAGGGGCAUUAUAGAUCUGCUAAAGCACAAAUGAAACAUCAGUCUUGUUUGUGUUUGAUGGAAAAGGCACUUUAUGUAACUUGCAUGUGAUAGGUGCCUUCCUCAAACUUAACGCGAGCCACGCCAUGUUCCUGCAACAGUGACAUCGAAGCAAGGUGUAUUGUGAUGUUUUAUCAACUGUAUACUCCAUAAAUAUGAAUGAAUAUAAAGAAGCCAGUAUUCUUCUGCUAUGAUCACAUUAUGCAUUACAACCUAGUCCACUUGGCAAUGUUUUGUAUUGCGUUCUAAAUCUGUAUUCGAUGAAGUAUUGGACACAAGUUCCUGGAUUCAUAUUGUGAUGCACAGAUUACUGUUUGAUUUACGUAUUUCAUGUGGUUCUGAAUAACAUUUUGAAAGGCAAAGUUCACACAGAUCAACUUAAAUAAACUCCGAGCAGUGUCUCCGUAACCAAUUUUUCGUGGGCAGGAAGAGUUUUUAUUAAAAUAUUGCUGGAUACUGAGUUAUGCCGCCACAUUUUGUUGGAAAACUUAUUUCUUGUGUCUUAAGUGUCUAUACAAUUUGAUUGAUUGACUCUGCAUGUUUUGGUGCAACAGCAGAGAGGGUCUAUACAAUUUGAGGGAGAUAAAUAGAAACAGAAGAGUGGCAAGUCUAUUCAACCUGAGAUUGGCAUUAAGUUGUCAGACCAGCUGGACAGGUCAUUCCACAAACUCGAGUUGACCUCGGAUGUCCGUGUGAAUGCAGCCUAAGCCAGUGCUCCCCUAACUCUGCUACCCAGUGAACGCCGUUUCCUGGCUCGUUUCGAUUUCAGUGGAUGGACAGCAAAACACAAAAUUGAUGCUGAAACGUUAUUUAGCAGUACCGAGUGAAUCUGCUGGACUUAGCAACCACACGCAGCACAAAAGGAAAAAAGGGAAAAACAGCACGCGCCAGCAGGAGUGACUGUUCCUAAUGGCUGAAGUGAGCUUAUUUGUUAGAGUACAGUUUGGUAAAACAAGGGCAGAGUUUCAACAUAGCAGCCCUCACUUCCAGCUCCAGGUUGAGCCGUGACAUAUGCUUUCUUUUUUUAAGCGAUGCCACCGCAUAGAAGCCAAGUUUGCGAAGUGCAUCAUUCGUUGCGAAGCUUUAGUACUCGAGAGCAGCUACUCUCCUGCUAAACCCGCUCAAAAUUUGGGAAGUGGCUUCAACAGAAACUUUGAAACCAAAUUCAGCUGAUUGGAACAAAAUCCAGGCUGCUCACAACAUUAGCUUGGACUAGCUGCUUGAAUUAGCUUGACGACCUCCUGCUGAGUCUGCCACAACCCUCCAGGGGGUUGUAACCCGCAGUUUGGAAAACAUAGGCCUAAGCUAUUCUGAGCAAUGAUGUGUCCACGUAAGAAGGAUGGAGAGACUGAGUCUAACAAAAUGCCAAAAAAAUAAAUAAAAAGGUUACUUCAAGUUGACCUGUAUUUUAUUGUGCUGGAUUUGUCGUUCUCGAAUUGUGAGGAACACUUUAAAGCUUCUAAAACUCGCAUUAUGGCCAGCGUAGGGACUACUCAUUUCGUGUUUUGUUACUCAAACCGAACAUGGAUACCUCCAUUUGUGUGACAGAAAAAAAGCCUUCCAACGAUUCUGUACUGGGUUAAUAUAUAUUGUAUGAUAUUAAUAACAAGGUUUUCAAUGCUUUCUGCCACAACAUUAUGUGUAGAAUGCAUUCAUGUUGGAUAAACAUUGAUGAAAAGCGAACAUUGACAUAAAGCAAAGGAAGCGUAUUUGAAUAUGGUAUACCUUCUAGGAAUUAGUUUUUAUGUGCAAACUAUAAAAAUACUCCACUGCAUUGCAAAUGUCUGUAUGUAUGUCCUAAAACGCUAUGCAAGCUGGGUUCAAAAUGUGCAGAAUAGAUCCACUCUGUUUAAACCAGAAUUAUAAUCUAAGUUUGUUUGUUUGCUCUUUACACGUGUUCCGCAUGUAAGUGACGUAAUCAGUUGCAAAAAAAAUUAUGAUGCAACGACACACUUCUCUAUUGUUACAUCUAUGGUUAUUAUGUUGCUAGUCACGACUACCAAGACUUUGUAGAGAGAUGGUUUCAUGUAAAGCGUGCUGCAGACUUGUCCGUGUUUUGUAAUAUUUUAUGUAUUUGCAUUUUAUGCACUUUUAUAUUUUUCUGGAGCGGCAUUUUGCCAAGAUAUAUAUUGUCACGUGUGGUCGGCAUCUCGCUUCUCAAGUGGAUUAUUUUGCUGAGGCUUUAUAUGCAGCAUCAUUUAUGUAGUGAUGAAUUCUGCUGGUCGUAAUGCAGAAAAAGUUACACUGACUAGGAGCUGGCAUGUUACACUGGAACCAGUGCAGUGUCACGGUGUCCUUUGUUGUGUGUUCCCCGGCACUGUUUUUUUUAAAAACUUUAUAUCAAUAUGCAUCACCAACCUGCCCACAUUUUAACCCUAUUCAACUGUAUUACACUGGUAACUUUUGAUCCGUUUUUGUUACAUUCAUUUCUUUUAGUACCCUUUGUACGAUUUUGUGCAAACGACAGCUGUAAAAUCAACUGAGCCCCUGCAUGAGUAAUCACAUGGUUGCUAAAUAUGAAAAUUUUAAUUGCAUGAUGUUGGUGACCUAAAUUACGUUACUUUACUACUGCGGGAUGAAACGUCUGCAAAAUUUGACAGAGCCCAUGUUGCUGUACCUGUGUUUUGGAAUGUAACAGAUAGGUUUUCAUGCAUGAUUGGAAUCAAAGCCUUCAUCUAGGUGCCAACAUGAAUACAUGAUACAGCACAUCCAUUUACAAAAAAUGCAGCAUAUUGAAUAUUGAGCUGGUUUGAGUUGGUUCUGCCUCCCCCGAAUGGGGUUGCCAGAAAAUAUGUCAUUUCAUUAGUUUUAUUAGUUUGUAAGUUUUAUGAUCAUUCUGGUUGUGUAGAUGCUCUAAACUUUGGCAAAUAUGAAAAUUUGUGCAGCUAGGCAACCUACUUUUUUUAUUGAAUAAAAUUAUUAUACAAAAAACA
Messenger RNA from Ornithodoros turicata, 4383 nucleotides. RefSeq names its product glycerophosphodiester phosphodiesterase 1-like. The record is from RefSeq and is a predicted model, not a curated record. The coding region runs from base 27 to 1061 and encodes 344 amino acids. Gene Ontology annotation, molecular function: glycerophosphodiester phosphodiesterase activity. Gene Ontology annotation, cellular component: plasma membrane. NCBI's taxonomy places the organism in Eukaryota, Metazoa, Arthropoda, Arachnida, Ixodida, Argasidae. The transcript has a single exon. Gene Ontology annotation, biological process: ethanolamine metabolic process; phospholipid metabolic process; N-acylethanolamine metabolic process.